ACAGUGGAGACCUCCUCGCCGUCUCUGUGCGUACCUGGGGAGUGGGGCUGCAGCACUGGGCAGGCAGGCGCUGGGAGUUCAGCUGAGUUGCCUCAGGGGCCAGGAAGAAGAGCAUUAGGAACAAAGUUCUUCAUACAGAUCAUGAGCCACAAGGGUAGAUAUUUUGAGGAGGAGAAUGACACUCCAAGACUGGCUCAAAGGAUCCUCCAGCGAAACUUCAGUCAGCGUUCUUUCAGCAUCAAUAAAAGGGAUUUAGAAGACAACUAUGUUGAUGCUUUGGAUCCGGAGAGGUUAAUACAAUGUCCAUAUGAUAAAUCUCAUCAAAUCAGGGCCUGUCGGUUUCCCUAUCAUCUUAUAAAGUGCAGGAAGAACCACCCUGAUGUUGCAAAGCAGCUAGCCACAUGCCCCUUUAAUGCCCGCCAUCAGGUUCCCAGAGCUGAGAUCGGCCAUCAUAUCUCAAGCUGUGAUGACAAAAGCUGCACUGAGCAAGACAUUGUGAGUCAGUCGAAUAACUGCCACAGAGAGAAGAUGAACACUGUCAGCAUGUGGCAGCCGCCCCCAUGUGACGAAGACUGGGAUAAAGAUCUACAGGAGCAAUCAAAUUCUACGUUUGUUUGGGGCACGUUCAAUAGUGGCAUAAACAGCCCUGGGUCCAGCGUAGUGAUGGAACCAAAGAAUAAGCUAAUGCCAGGCAUGAGAGCACCCAAGUCCUUGCCAUAUAGCCUAUCCUGGAAAAGCAACGCAGAUGAGUCUGGUGCUACUUCUUUUGUUCUUGGCUCCAAGACAAAUCACACCUUAAGCACAAGUCAAAGGUAAAAGCUAACUCUCCUCUCACGUCUUCUCAGAUCAGGCUGGGUCCCUCACGGGCG
Molecule: messenger RNA, 869 nt
Organism: Chrysemys picta bellii (western painted turtle)
Lineage: Eukaryota; Metazoa; Chordata; Testudines; Emydidae
Source: RefSeq, a predicted model, not a curated record